UAUCAGCGGGACUCCAGGCUCUCACUUCCCCAGCUGCUGACGUCAGCUGGCAGCCUGGGCUGAGCUCGCCGCUCCGGACAUAGCGCCGAGAAAAAUGCUGCUCUCCGUACCGCCAAGGGCAGGAAUCAACCCAUACAACGGCUAUAACAGCAGAAACAGCAAAAAGCAGGCCUAUGUGUCCUCCGGCCACCAGAUGGCGCCCCCCAGUCCCAACACCAACAGUAGCAGCAACAGCAGCGGCGUGGGAGGGGAACAGCUGAGUAAGACGAACCUGUAUAUCCGCGGCCUCCAUCCGGGGACCACAGACCAAGACCUGGUCAAGCUCUGCCAACCGUAUGGCAAGAUUGUGUCUACCAAGGCCAUCUUGGAUAAAACCACCAACAAAUGUAAAGGGUAUGGAUUUGUGGACUUUGACAGUCCAGCAGCAGCACAGAAAGCUGUUACAGCCCUGAAGUCCAGUGGGGUCCAGGCUCAGAUGGCCAAACAACAAGAGCAGGACCCCACCAACCUCUACAUCUCCAACCUGCCAGUAUCUAUGGAUGAGCAAGAGCUAGAGAGCAUGCUCAAGUCCUUUGGCCAGGUCAUUUCCACGCGCAUCCUCCGAGACGCGAACGGGACCAGCCGUGGUGUGGGAUUUGCCAGAAUGGAGUCCACAGAGAAGUGCGAGGCCAUAAUUCAGCAUUUCAAUGGCAAAUUCAUCAAGACUCCACCGGGAGUGCCUGUGCCCACAGAGCCCUUAUUAUGUAAGUUUGCAGACGGAGGUCAGAAGAAGAGGCAGAACCAGGGGAAGUACCUCCAGAAUGGAAGGCCCUGGGCUAGAGACGGAGAUGCGGGAGGAAUGACGCUUGCGUAUGACCCCACAGCCUUACAAAAUGGCUUUUACUCCGCACCCUACAGUCUGGCUCCAAACCGAAUGAUCACCCAGACUUCCCUCUCACCCUACAUGCAUUCUCCUGUCUCAUCCUACCAGGUACACAGCCCGUCCUGGAUGCACCAUCAGUCAUACCUCAUGCAGCCAGCUGGUACAGUUCUUACCCCAACAAUGGAUCACGCCAUGUCCAUCCAGCCCACAUCCAUGAUGGGACCUCUCGCCCAGCAGCUAAGCCACCUGUCCCUAGGCAGCACGGGCACAUAUAUUCCGGCCAACACAACUAUGCAGGGGACCUACAUCCCCCAGUACACCCCAGUGCCUCCCUCCAGUGUCCCAGAGGAGAACGGCGGUCAACAGCAACAGGUUGCCAUGGAGACUCCUGCAGAACACACAAACUACUCGUACCAACACACCAAGUGAAACUAAGCUCCCAGCAGGGUGGAGCCGGGGGCACAAGAUGAAUCCAACCUAACAGGAUUCAGCUGGAAGAGAACUGUGCUCCAUACCAUCACCAAGCAACCGGACUUGAACAUGGAUAACAAAAGGAACGUGUGUGUGUGUUUAUGUGUGUUUGUGUGUGUGUGUGUGUGUGCGUGUGUGUGUGUGUGUGUGUGUGUGUGUGUGUGGUGUGUGUAUGUGUGUGUUUGUGUGUGUGUGCGUAUGUCUGUUUUUUUGUUGUUUUUUUGUUGUUUUUUUAAGAAAAAGGACAACUCUCACAUCAUUGGACUUUCCUGCUCACAUCCUCAAGAGUUGAUCAACCAAAGGUGGGAAUCUUCUUCACAGAAGCUUUGAUCUAUUUUGAUAACUGAAAUAAAGGAACAUAACAAGAAGUUUAAAAAAAAAAAAUAAGAAAAAAAUUUAAGAGAGGAGGAAAAGACACAGAGCAUUAUUUUUGUGCACGUAAUAUAACAAAUUCUUAUUUUUAAAAAAAGCAUUCUGGACGUUUCAGGGUGAUUCAAGGAAGAGUUGAAACACAAUGUGUCUUUUAUUUUUUGUAAAAUAUGCAAACUUUUAUUUUUAUUUCCUGAUGUCUGUUGUUUGACAUUCUAUUUGCAGCAGCAGGGGCAACAAUUUGUACAGAUUUAAACACUUACAAACACUUUUGCUGGUCUGAUGUGUUGAGGGAGGCAAACCGUUUAAAGCUACUUCUUCCUGUAACUGCUGCAGAGAUUUCUAUUCACGCACAGAAGAUAAUAACAUUGUUUAUAGUUUAGUCAAAUUCUUUUUUUUUUCUACUUUAAACCAUUAUUCCAUAAGUGAACAAAAGACAAUCAGUUAUUUCUAUUUAUAUUUGAAUUAUAGUUCUAUUUUUUAGAGUUUUUAGCUCAUUGAAACAUACAUUUACAGAAAAGAAGUUAUUUAAUACUGUAGUCUAUAAAGACAAUGAUGAACUUUACCCGACACGUUAAUGAUGAGCUCUAAUAUUUGGCUCAUGCAAAUUCUUCAUGAGUAGUUUUGAUCGUUGGAUGGUUGGACUUUCAUUUCUGUUCAGUCCUGUAUGCACCAUCAUCAAAUGACACCUGUUCAUACUAAACGUCCUGUGUUGUUAUACUGUAACUCCAUGUUACAUCCGUGUCCAUGAGAAGUGGUUUUAAGCGGUUUUGUUGUGGCGAACCUUCAGGUAUCAUUUAAUUCAUCCUCUCUAGAAAGGAUGAAGCAGACGUGCUUUAGAUCUUAAGCAGUAAGAUUACUGAAAGAUUAUGUGUACAAAGAACAAUGCAGUUACUAAAUUAAGAUAUAGUUUAGCAAAGCAAUGAGGGAAAUCAAAUAGGAGACUAACACGAUCCCUGAGAAUAAUUUGUUUGACAGGAAAGGGAACUGUAAGUCUUUUUUUCAAUGCUGCUGUUGUCACCUGAGUUUGAUUCUGUCAGUGAUUUUUAGUUUGUAGAAAGUUAAAUGUUUUCUGUUUUGUUUUUUUUCCUUUUGUCUGUCACUUGAAACCAUUGAGCUAAUUUGCCUUAUUUUUGAUGAAUUUAUCUUUGAAGUAGAUUUGAUUUUAGCUGUAGAGUUUAGCUUUUUAUAGAGAGUAGAUGUUAGUUUUGUUUCUCUGCGUAGGGAUUGAUGCUGUUUAUCUUGUGCACAUCAAGUUUUCUCUUGUUUCGUUUUCACACAAACCUCCGUUCCAAACCUUGUGUCUUCUGUCCUAACGUUGGGCCUGUUUGUAGAAAAAAAAAAAAAGACUUUCAGAGCGGAGAGCUGAACCAAACAAUCACUUUAUUUAGUGCUGAUCCAAAAGAUUCAUAUUGAUGCUGCAUCAGAGUUGCGGCUCAAAGAGGCUUCAUAUGUGCAAGCCCCGGGUAUGUUUCAGUCUUUCGGCCAGCACAUGGAGUGGAGCUCAUGUCACCACGUAUAGUACAUCCAAAAUAUGUUGAACUUUAAUUUAUACAGACAUCAAAAACUGUAGAUAUGUAGAUAAUAGAAAUCAUGGUUUUACAAGGACUGCUCACUAGACCAUGGAAGUGCCAUUAAAGACGAUUCUUACAGCCUUUAGUGAGACAGCAAGUCUGAAUGAAUUUGUGAGUGAUCCAAAAUUCUGCAAAAACUAUUUUUAGCUAAGCCUUAAUGUUUUUUUUCUCUGGAUGAACUGCCUGAUCUCUCAUAGGAUUGACAUUAACACUUGGUUCACACUGCCAACCUGAGCAGCGUGUGACGGCUGCGUCUGGCACGUGUGCGGUGUUUACACCGACAGAGUGUCAGCUUCGUGUCUGCUGCUGAGCUGCUGCUGCCAGCCCUAUCUUUCUAUACUGAGUUUGCCUUUGAUAAAUACCAUACAAUAAAAGCUUAAAAGUUAACAUGUGAAUGGAUUCUGUCCACAGAAACACCAGGGGGCUUUUAAUCUGAAACAGAUACAGGAGUUUAAAAAAUACAUUCAAAUUUCAUUCCAUGUCUGUGACAUAUUCUACACAUAUAGACAUUAAAACUGUAGUGAAAGGUGUAUAUGCUGCUGGUAUACUGUCGAUAUGUCUAUGAACACUGUUUAUUUUUGCUGGGAACUGUUCGCCGCCAGCAGUGUGACUGCUCUAAUCUGUUAACAGGGCGCCGACAUAACAGUUUCACCACACACACACACUCUGCUCAGGUCGACAGUGUGAACAAGCCGUAAUUUGUAUAUAAUACAGAAAAAUGGCACCAGGCUUGUUUCAAUGCCAUUGAUUGAGUCGUCAUGUCAGUCUAGUUAGCUGUAGGCUUUCUGAGGAGCUUUCCUUCCUGCUUCUCAACCAUUGUUGUUUGAAUCCAGUGGAAAAACGCAGCUUGAUAACGUCUUUCUCGAGGCUCGCAGUUUGAUGAUUCUUCUUUUGUUGUGUGUUUCUGUUGUUCAUUUCCGCAACCAAAGAUGUUGUAGCCACCCAUCUUUUAGCUCUCUGUCACAGAUAAACUGCUCUCAUCUGCAGACGAUCAUCUGCUGUGUGCAGCUGGAUAAAAUAGAUAGACGCAGAAAGAGAAAGAUCGCAAUAAAGGGUGGUAACAUGCACACAAUAUUCCACAUUAUGACUUAUGGUUUUGUGGGAACUUCUUGGCACUACUGUAUCCAUCAUAUAGUAAAGUACACAUAUCAAAACAUUUGGGCUGAUUUUUAAAAUUAACAACUCAAUAAAUCUGGUUUUGAUUACAUGUGUAAACUCUUCAGUGCAUGUAAACAGAGUCAUUAUGAACUUCAUUGGCCUCUGCAGACACCCAGGAUGAAUACAGAGCUUUUACGAUGGUGAGAGUUUUCAGACACGAGAGCUAAUUUUGUAAAUAGUCUUUUUUUUCCUUCCACUUUCUCUUUACACAAUUUUGUUUGUUUCCUCUUGUGUGUUUUUUUUUAAUGAUUUAUAACCUGGUCAGAUAACACAGUGACUAGCAAGUUUUAAGAUUCAGUGCACCAUGAAGGAAAAUGUCAUGGAUAUUGUUUAUAUGUUCAAAGAAAUGAUAUUCCAUGUAUUAGCCAUCACUUUUAAUACAAAAACAGGAUUUUGGAACUAUGAAAUGACCACUUGUUACAAUGCAGUGUUUAUUUAUUUUGUUUUAUUUUUACAAACUUGUCAGCAGAGAUAAUAUUACAGGAAAUUACAAGCCUCCAAAAUUAAUUAGCAUCAUGAAAAUUAUAGAACUUUAAGUUACAUUUAAAUUAUAGGAAUACAAAGAUCAAUUGUGUGCUCUGAAGACAAUACAAAUAUUUGAAAGAAAGAAAAAUCUCCUUGCACUUAUUAUUUCUAGUCAACACCAAUUUGAAAUGCUCGUUUUGUCCAUCCUUAAUGUAGAUUUGAUGGCUUAUUUCAUAGCUUCAAAAUGUUUUGCUGCUAAAACAGGAUUUCCAAACAGGUGGUUAGAUGUUGCCCAGUCUGGAUUUUUAAAAUGUGCCUUUUUAUUUUAAUUUGGUUAAUACAGAGUAACCUUCUUCAUGAUACUAAAAUAAAGAAAUUAGUUUGCUAUUAUUUUUCUUAUGGGCAGUUUAAAUAGUUGUAUUUUACAUUAAUAAAGAAAUUACAAUGUUGUCUUAAGGUGACUUUUUUGAACAUGAAAUAAUAAAAACAUGCCCUGUUGCACACUGUAUGAACCAAGUUUGUGUGAAUCCCACUUUUUGAAAAUCUGACGGGCUCAUCUCACUUUCUGCUUGUGAACAGUUUUCUUAUUUAUACAAGAACUCAUUUUGUACAGUUUUGUUAGAGGAAAGAGGUUUUGAUAUUUGGUUAUUUUGCAAAGCCACUUGGCUACUUUUGUCUUCCUGUGCCAGAGUUGCUAAAUUGUCUGUAACUUGUGUUUUUUUUAUUGAUUGAAAUAAGAUUUCCCUUCUUUCUUGGUUUUCUCUUUGAAUUUGAAUAUGUCAAUUUUUCUUUUUUUAAUAAAAGCCUUGUUUCAAUGA
Molecule: messenger RNA, 5717 nt
Organism: Dicentrarchus labrax (European seabass)
Lineage: Eukaryota; Metazoa; Chordata; Actinopteri; Moronidae
Product: RNA-binding motif, single-stranded-interacting protein 2
Exons: 14
Coding region: 95-1291 (398 amino acids)
Cellular component (GO): cytosol
Molecular function (GO): mRNA binding
Source: RefSeq, a predicted model, not a curated record